Molecule: messenger RNA, 1132 nt
Organism: Diachasma alloeum
Lineage: Eukaryota; Metazoa; Arthropoda; Insecta; Hymenoptera; Braconidae
Gene: sta
Product: 40S ribosomal protein SA
Exons: 5
Coding region: 123-1067 (314 amino acids)
Biological process (GO): cytoplasmic translation; ribosomal small subunit assembly
Cellular component (GO): 90S preribosome; ribosome; cytosolic small ribosomal subunit
Molecular function (GO): structural constituent of ribosome
Source: RefSeq, a predicted model, not a curated record
CUAUUGACUAGCGAGUACUCACCAAACUUGCAACAUGGCCGACUUCCGCACGUUCUUUCCACAUAGGAAGUCUCCCAGUGGCAUCUCAAUACGUUGAUUCGUAAUUCAACCACAACGUGACGAUGUCGGGAGGAUUAGAUGUGUUGUCCCUCAAAGAGGAUGAUGUUACGAAAAUGUUGGCGGCAUGCACCCACCUGGGUUCUGAGAACGUCAAUUAUCAAAUGGAGCAGUAUGUCUACAAACGUCGUGUAGAUGGUGCUGGAGUGAAUGUUAUCAAUCUCCGUCGUACUUGGGAGAAGCUUCUCCUGGCUGCUCGUGCAAUUGUGGCCAUUGAACACCCCAGUGAGGUGUUCGUCAUCAGCUCCAGACCUGUUGGACAGAGGGCUGUUCUCAAGUUCGCAGCACACACUGGAGCCACUCCCAUCGCUGGACGUUUCACUCCCGGUGCAUUCACUAAUCAGAUCCAGGCUGCUUUCCGUGAGCCUCGUCUGCUGAUCGUCACAGACCCAGCAUCAGACCACCAACCAAUCACUGAAGCCAGCUACGUCAACAUCCCAGUAAUUGCUUUCUGCAACACUGACUCACCCCUCAGAUUCGUUGACAUUUCCAUUCCAUGCAAUACCAAGAGUCUUCACAGCAUUGGUCUCAUGUGGUGGUUGUUGGCACGUGAGGUACUUCGUCUUCGUGGCUCAAUCCCACGUGAAUCCAAAUGGGAUGUUGUCGUAGAUCUCUUUUUCUACAGAGAUCCUGAGGAGGCUGAGAAAGAGGAGCAAGCAGCCAAGGAGAUUGCUCCACCACCAAAGGAGUUCACCCCUGCUGAGCCAACAACAACCGAGCCUGGUUGGGGCAAUGAAGUGGAGCCAACUCCAGCAACUGAGAACUGGGCUGACGAUUCAGCCCCAGCACCAGCUGCUGCGCCAGCUCCAGCUCCUGCUGCUGCUUUCGCCCCAUCGAGUGACUGGGCGACGCAGGUACAAGACGAAUGGUCAGCAAAUGCUGCACCAACUCCUGCUGCACCAGCACCUGCUCAGAACUGGGGUGGCUCUGCUGCCGAAAAAUGGUCGUAAUGGCAAUCUCAUUGACAUUGACACACAACUUUGUAUGAGAAUAUAAUAAAGUGACCAAAACUAAC